This is a messenger RNA of Rosa chinensis, 2038 nucleotides long. Its product is annotated as GPI mannosyltransferase 2. Gene Ontology annotation, cellular component: endoplasmic reticulum membrane; mannosyltransferase complex. The record is from RefSeq and is a predicted model, not a curated record. Bases 266 to 1708 code for a protein of 480 amino acids. Gene Ontology annotation, molecular function: GPI mannosyltransferase activity; alpha-1,6-mannosyltransferase activity. Gene Ontology annotation, biological process: GPI anchor biosynthetic process. Lineage: Eukaryota; Viridiplantae; Streptophyta; Magnoliopsida; Rosales; Rosaceae. The transcript is spliced from 8 exons.
CACAUCAAUGCGAAUCCCAAUUCUCACCAAGACAAACACUUGAUCUGGUUGAUCAUCUCAAACCCAAAACCAAAAUCCCAAACUCAAAACACUCACAAAUCAGCUAAUUCUCACCUUACAAACCCAACACCAAAAUCCCGAACUCUUUUAUGUCGGAUAUUUAAAGUGUCUCGGGUAUUGCUAAAGAAAGGUCUACUUACAGUUGCGUUGUCAUUAAACGACAGAAGCCUUCAAAUCUUGACCUCUGAAACACCAAACCCAGAAAAUGUCUCCGACCAAAUCCCACCACGAAUCCACAGUUAUCAAAUACGCAAUCCGAUCCAGACUCCUAGUCCUCUCUCUCAUCAUCCUAUGGCGCACCCUCCUCAGCCCCUACGAUACCUCCGCACCCAUCAACCCCACUUGCCUAUCUCAACAUCCUGACGUUGUUGAUCAACCCCAGAAACAUGUCCUGUUCCCUCGCCUCGGCUUGGCCAUCGAGGCCAGCAUUGUAUGGGACAGUGUCUACUACGUUCGAAUCGCACAAUGUGGAUACGAGUACGAACAGUUCUAUGCUUUCUUCCCACUCCUCCCACUCUGCAUUUCAUUGUUGUCUCGCAAAGUUUUGGCGCCAUUGAUUCCGGUUAUUGGGCAUAGAGCUGUGUUGGGUUUAUCAGGCUAUGUGAUCAAUAACGUUGGCUUUGUGUUUGCGGCUCUUUAUUUGUACAGGCUCUCAGUUAUUAUUUUGAAGGACCAUGAAGCAGCAUUGAGGGCUUCAAUUUUGUUUUGCUUCAAUCCAGCUUCCAUAUUCUAUUCAUCAAUAUAUUCGGAGACUCUGUACGCCCUAUUUUCACUUGGGGGAUUGUACCAUCUAAUGUCCGGAAAGAAUGCUAUUGCUGUUCUUUGGCUUGCCCUCUCUGGAUUUUCAAGGUCCAAUGGAAUGCUUAAUGCUGGUUAUUUCUGUUUUCAGACUAUGCAUCAGGCUUACGAUGCUGUUUUCUUGAGAAAGCGUGCUUUUUUGGCAAUGCAGGUUCUUGUUGGUGGAGCUCUCCGUUGUAUAUGUAUUUUUGUUCCUUUUGUUGCAUUUCAAGCAUACGGAUACCACAAUAUCUGUCUCGGGCAUUUUCCAAAUGAAAUGAGCCCCUGGUGCAAAGCAAGAGUGCCUAUGCUGUAUAAUUAUAUUCAAAAUCAUUACUGGGGAGUAGGUUUUCUGAAAUACUUCCAAGUUAAACAGUUGCCAAACUUUCUACUGGCAUCGCCGAUAUUGUCUUUGGCACUUUGCUCAAUUGUCCAUUACGCGAAGUCAAAUCCCGAAAACUUCUUCUCUUUAGGUUUCCAUGCUCCUACUGAGGAGAAAAAUUCUGCUGCUGUGCUGUUUACCUUGAGUCAUGAAAAUCGCAAUCUCAAAGCAAAAAAGCAAGUGAUCAAGCAAACUCCUACUCUACCCCCAGAAGAAUCUAAAUUACCAGCAAGUCAAGGAUACUCGUCUGUUGCUGCUCUCCCAUAUAUUUUUCAUUUGGGAUUUAUGGCAGCCACCGCUUUUUUUGUCAUGCAUGUGCAGGUUGCUACUCGCUUCCUAUCUUUCAGCCCUCCUCUCUAUUGGUUUGCUUCGUAUAUAAUGAAAUCUCCUGGUACUUAUAAGAGAUGGGGAUAUGUGAUUUGGACAUACUCUGCUGCGUACAUUCUUCUCGGCAGUUUGCUCUUUUCAAAUUUUUAUCCUUUCACUUGAUAAUGUCUUGCAAUCAGUCUCAACCGAGAGCUUUUCCAUUGAUGGGUCUGUGCCUCGUUUCCUGCCCCAGAUUGAGUUCACAUGCUGAAGGAGCUAAAUACUUUGUUGGAGAUAGGGUUUUAGUGUUGGGAAGCUCCACUGGUUACUCACACAGUCUCUCUUUGAUGUUUUAGGGUUUUAGUGUUGAUAUACAUAUUGUUCUAACUGUUGAUCAACCCAAAUGGUGUUGUAGUAGAGAUAUUAUGUAGGAUUUGGUACCCUUGUUCUCUUUCUGAACUAAUGUAAAGCAAUUUUUGCAUUAAUUUCAUUUACGCACUUUUACCCGCUGAA